Passer montanus (Eurasian tree sparrow) is the source of this 2459-nucleotide messenger RNA. RefSeq lists its product as uncharacterized. The transcript has 3 exons. NCBI's taxonomy places the organism in Eukaryota, Metazoa, Chordata, Aves, Passeriformes, Passeridae. The record is from RefSeq and is a predicted model, not a curated record. The coding region runs from base 85 to 696 and encodes 203 amino acids. Gene Ontology annotation, cellular component: centrosome; ciliary basal body.
ACCAGCGCGGUGCUGAGCGUGUGCCAGGCAGCCGAGAGCUCCAUUCGGGCCGCAGGAAGGGGCGGAGCGCCGCCGGCCGCCGCGAUGAGCGGCACCGGAGCCGCGCUGCGGGGGCACCACGCGGCGCUGCGGGAGGGGCUGUCGGAGCUCCGCGCCCGGCGGGACGAGCUGAGCGGGCGGAUCCAGGCCGAGGAGGCGGAGCGGGGCCGGCUGCAGGCGCGGAUCGCGACGCUCUCCCGGCGCUUGUCCGAUACCAGCGAGAGCCUGGCCGGGCUCCGGUCCACCCGAGCCCACAUCGACCGCACCAUCGCCGAGAUGGACAUAGCCUCCGGGGAGGGCGCGAGGGAAUCACUGAAUCUGAAUAACCUGAGGUGGACAAGGAUACCCAGCCCAGCCCCUGUCCCUGCCCAACAGCCCCACCCUGGGCAUCCCUGGCAGCGCUGGCCAAAGGCUCCUGGAGCUCUGGCAGCCUCGGGGCCGUGCCCAUUCCCUGGGGAGCCUGGGCAGUGCCAGCACCCUCUGGGGGAAGAGCCUUGCCCUGAGCUCCAACCUAACGGUGUGUCAGGGGAGGUUUGGGAUAUACAUACAUACACAUAUACAUAUGUGUGUAUGUAUGUAUGUGUGAGCUCAGUCUGUAUUUACCUGAAGGUCGGUCGGGAGCACCUCCAUGAACCACCACUCCUCCCUGGGUCAUAGCCCUGCAGCCAAAACAACUUCCCAGGCCCGGGAUGCAGCUCUGGCACACAGACCCCAUCAUGAGAGGGUUGGGAUGGGGCUUGUUUUGGUGCUGCUUGGGCUUGGGGAAAGUUUAUUGUCAAAAUACAUUUAAAAUAGCUUUUGGAACAGACCCCUAAAAAUUACCAUCUCAGACCCAUGGUUUGGGGGGAGAGGAGGAAACCAGAGACAUGACAGUGACCCACAAUCCUGCUAAUUCAGGCAGAGAACAAUGGUGCUGAUGGAGCUGUUGGCCUUCCACUCUUCCAGCCCAAUAUUUAGUGUCGUUUCUUUCAUCUUUAAUAGAACAAUGUCAUUAAAAGAGUCAAAUUGUUGGGGCAGUACAGCACAAGGGCUGGCACUGUCAUUUUGGUUCCUGAGACAGCUCUACCCAUUCCCUUCUGUGUGUUACUGCCAGGCAGGGACUGCUUGAUCCCCACAGACAGGGCCACAGCUGUGGCCAGAAGUCACUUCUGUAUGACACACCAACAGCUUUUAGUUCUUUAAAAAAGGAUCUUCCCAGCCUCUUUUCAGAUAAGUAACAAUCUUCCUUCUCAUGGUGACCAGGCAGAGGUUGUGUCAGAAACACCUUUCCCCUAUUAGCUGCUGCCUAAAUUCUCCUCCCAUUUGCAUUUUGAAUAUGACCAACUACUGUGUCAGCUCCUCUUCCUCUCUCAAAGUCAGUGCUUGCCCCUGGCAAUCACUUUUCAGAUGAAGCUGGAGAUGUUUCCUCGACCUCCUUCAAGACCUGAUGGUUUGAAGUGAAAUGGGAAACUCACAGAAAAGUUUAAAAGCUUAAAAACUAUGUUGUAUGGUACAGAAACAGCCCCUUUAAAAACAAAGCUUACCUGAGAUCCAAGUCACACCCCCAGCCUACAGAUGAAUUCCUGUUUAUUGACAUGAACUGACACCCACAGGAGGCAGAAAGAGGCUGUGAGGAGGAGAUGCUGGUGUCCUACAGACAGAAAGUAACAGAAUUCCUUUCCUGGUUUGUUACUCCUUGCCUUCCGCCACCCCCACAGGAUUUCACCUUCCUCCAGCACCUCGUCCUGUGGGGCACUCCCUCAGCUCCUCUCUGAUCACUUGCUGAUUUCCACAAAUUCACAAGAACAUAAAUUAUUUUUGGGACUAUAACCAUCACAUUUGGUUACAGUUGUCCACUGUGUUAAAAUUUUUAACUGGUGAGGUGGACAGGCAGCAAGGUCUCCUAAAUAUGUUGUAGCUUAGAGCACGGGAAGUAGGGAUGUUAGAUUAUGUACACAGUGAGCUAAAAAUAGGAGAAAAUUAAUAACAGAUCUAGUCUGACAUAAGGUCACUGGAGAUUUGAGUUAGUCGUGAAGCCAGAAACCCAAAAUGUGCAGUUUUAACAGUGGAAAAGAGUUGAAACUGGGUCAGUUGAGCACAAUUUAAUACUGACCUAAAAAACCCAGGUACCAAAUCUCCCUUAAAAAAAAACCAGCCAACCAACCAAAAAACACCAACCAAAACCCCCAGUCUGCUUCAGGAAGAUCUCUGCCUCUGCUCCAAGGCAGAUAAAUUGCUUAAGGCCUUUCAUAUUCAGAAUAUGAACACAAACCAGAGAAAUUGGCCCACAGAUAUUCCCACACUGAGACAGGACAAUAAAUCACCAGGAAUUAGAGGCUGAAAGGCUGGAUAGCCCCUCUUGCUGCAAGGCAGAUCAGCUGAAUUGGAAGGGAAUUCAUAAGAGAAACAGUUUGUGUAAAAAUAAGCUAUUUUUAUUUCUU